Molecule: messenger RNA, 2523 nt
Organism: Symbiodinium sp. CCMP2592
Lineage: Eukaryota; Dinophyceae; Suessiales; Symbiodiniaceae
Source: the annotation of a GenBank genome assembly
AUGCAUCCUGGCGUGUGCCGGGUGGAAUGGAGCCUCUGGAGGUUUACGACCGAAUGUGUACCCUCGAAACCCAGUGCAUUUCUGAAUCUUUGGGGAACGAUGCUGCUGCAGUUUGUUUUCUCCGUUUAUGUGGACCUUGGCAUGACCACCAAAUUUACCUUGCAGGGCCUCUUCGGCUCGUGCCUAGCGUAUGUGAAUGUCAUGUUCUUGAACCGGGUGCUGGGAUUCUUAUUCGCCGGCGGUGCCUACAACGGAGACAAGUUCUCCGUCUCCGUUCCUAUUCAAGGAGAGUCUUACCAGACCGCUUCGUACGCUGUCUCUUACUGGCUUCCGUUGUGCAAUAACGGCGAAGUGAGGUUCGCUGACAACGCCGCCCAUUGCUUCAUGAACAUCUGGCUCGAUAAGCUGACAUGGUCCGGCUUUCUGAGAUUGGGCGUCCUGUGGGUGGACUUUGCCCUUUUCGUGCUCCUUUGCUUCUCUGUGCCUUUCGACCCCAACCCGCGGAUGUUUGCUCUAUCGACGCACGUCAGUUUUAUGAUGACUUUCGUGAAUCCUUCCGCCGACGGCUUCUCGACUGAGCCGACCUAUGCCACGGACUAUCUUUCCAUGAUCCUGGCUGCCUCUGUGAUGUCCUUGCUUUGCUUCUUCCUGCCGCGGCUCCGCUUUACAGCGACUGAAGCUGCUGGGGACUGGGCCUGCGAUGCCCUGCAAGCCACGAGAGUGUUGGUGAAGCAUAUCCCAAGUUCCCUCGAUGGUGUACUCCGCCUCAAAAUCCGGACUGUGGAGCAGUGCGCUCUGCAGCUUCUGCAAAGACUUGAGAGGAGUCUUGCCUCCGCAUGGUUUGAGGGCUACGCCUAUGCGUACUGGAAGUGCCGCAGCGACUACGACAAAAAGCGCUACCAGCGGCUGAAGCUGCUUGUGGACGGCCUACGCCGAUGUCUGGACCGGCUCCCAGCCGUCUACUCUACCGCUGCCUUGGUGGACACUUCGGGAGCCUGGGUGAGCGAGGAAGCCUUCCAGCUCUUGCAGCAGCACAGCGAGCGAACGGCCACAAAGAUGGCCCUAGUCCUGCGCUGCGCCUUCUCAGAGGCAUCGCGGGAGGAGCCAGGCAGUAGCCAGAUGGGUCUCGCUGUCUGGAAGGACGAAGGCCCCGAGAUCAAUGCAUUCCUUUGCGCAGCCAGCAUGGUCUUAGUCGAGAUCGAAGACAUCGUGGAGGAUUUCCUGGCCACCACCGGCGCAGUAUCCGGCACCCGGUCUAGCCCAGCUCCCCAGGAGGAGAGCUGGCACAGAUCGUGCGGGGGCUGGUAUUCAAAGACGCGGCUGGUUCUGUUCAAGCUGCUAUGCCACAGUGACGACACUGCAGCUACUCAUCCCCGUUUCGUGGUACGCAAUACCAUCUCGAUCUGCCUUGCUUUUGGGCUGGGUUGGGUUGGUCUGUGGAACACAAUGCCCUCGUACUCUGCAUACCCGGCCUCGACCAUCGGCGUCAUCGUGUACACGUACACGGGAGCGACGCCAUCUGUCACCUUGAGGCGCUUGUCCGGGGUGGUGCUUGGAAAGGCUGCAGGGGCGAUUCUACAGCUCUCUUUGGCAGUCAAGAACGUGCUGUACGUGAUCGCUUUCGCCAUGUCGAUGUGGCUGAUCGUAGGCCUCACCUUUUUUCAAUACAUCCACUCGGAGGAUGCCGUCGACUUUGCUUACGUGUGUGGGCUCACAGCCGCAUAUGCUGCAUCGAGCAUGAUUCCGUCCAACGGCGUCCUGCGCCAAGUGAAUGAGAGAACCACAGACACAGUUCUUCCAACAUUGAUGAACACGAUCCUGCAGACGCUCAUCGGGAUCGGAAUCAUGCUGGUGGUGGAUGCUUUGCUGGCUUCACGAGCCUCAAACCAGGCGCGACAGCGGCUGAUGCGAGCAUUCACACGGCUUAUCAGGGGCGUGCGAGCUUGCAAAGAGCAGGGGAUGUCUCGGGAGAACGCAGAAACCUUCGCGCGGGAGCACAAAGAGGCAACCGCUGGGUUUCUCCAGGACCUCAACGCACUGAAAACUUUGCUACCCUAUGCAGCUGCAGAGACCACCUACUGGUCAAAGCCCUUGAAUCUGGCUCUCUACGAGUCUCUAGAAGCUCAUCUUCGCAACGUCGUAUCUCAUUCGGCGGCUCUCGUCCGUGCUUUUCAGUGCGCAGACCAGGUGCGUGUGUCUUCGCUUCCAGCUUGGCCUGCCUUGUACCGCUUCUUCCACCAGCAGCUGCUGCACAAUCUGAUUGAGAUCCGUGAUAUCACUGAGGGACUUCUGAGCUCCCACAGCGAGGAUAGCAGUGGGGCAAACUCGGAAAGCAAAUGUGCCGACCCGGAACGAAAGCCGGACAACUUGGAGCUUCAAGAAGUCCGACAGAGGUUGGCCGAGAGCCUCUACACCUUCCAGGCUGCAUGGCGGCCAAGAAGCGAGUCUCAUUGCACGGUUGCGUUAAGUAGAGGAGAGUCAGCGGGUCCAAGUUCCUCUUCCCUCCGUUUUUGUAUCGCUUGA